Molecule: messenger RNA, 1524 nt
Organism: Fusarium vanettenii 77-13-4
Lineage: Eukaryota; Fungi; Ascomycota; Sordariomycetes; Hypocreales; Nectriaceae
Exons: 5
Coding region: 1-1524 (507 amino acids)
Molecular function (GO): iron ion binding; heme binding; oxidoreductase activity, acting on paired donors, with incorporation or reduction of molecular oxygen
Source: RefSeq, a predicted model, not a curated record
AUGCUGGUCAACAGUGGUUUUGGAAUCACGUUGGCUGAGCUUCAUGGCAGCCAAGCCUUAGCCAUUCUCGUAAAGAUCUUUGUUGCUGGCUAUGCCUUCUACAUUAUUCUAUGGCUCGUCUAUAUUCUUUUCUUAUCUAACCUGCGCAAGGUCCCCGGGCCUUUUCUCGCCAAACUGACUCGUCUGUGGGAGGUCAAAAAGGUGAUCACAGGCAACAUACAUGGGAUCAUGAUUGACCUUCACAAAAUACACGGCCCCAUCGUGCAGAUUGCGCCCAACCGAUACGACUUCAACACGCCCGAAGCUGUCAAAACAAUCUACCGAAUUGGCAACGCUUUUACGAAGUCUCGCUAUUACGAGCCAUUCGGUGACCCUAGUUUCCAUAAUCUGAUGAAUGCUCUCGACAAUAAGGACCAUGCAGCGUUGCGAAAACAAAUCGCGUCCCUAUAUACCAUGUCGGCUUUGUUGUCUUACGAGCCUUUGGUCGAUGCCCAGACAACCAUUCUGAAGGAAAAGAUGGAGGGCUUUGCCAACCGAGGAGAUGUCGUCGAUCUACCCCUGUUCCUUCAGUUCUACGCUUUUGACGUUGUUGCAACUAUCACGAUUGGCAAGUCCAUGGGCAUGAUGGAGUCCAACACCGACAUGUAUGACACUUGUCAGGUUCUGGAUGGAAUGUGGCACUACAUCGCGGUUUCGGGACUCAUUCCCGGCAUACACUUACGGUAUAUCCAACUCGCCAAACUUCUUGGCCUUACACCUCCAACAAAGGCCCUGGACUUUUUCAUAGACACCCAGAUACAACACUACACAGAAGCUAUGGAACGUAAGGGCGGUGUUGGAGAUGAUGAAGAUACCUUCUUGGCCAGAAUGCUGAAGCUACAGGAACAAGGUAAAGCUACCAAAAAAGAUACACGACACUGCGUAACGAUCAAUAUCGGUGCAGGAUCUGGUACCACAGCUAUCGGUCUCAGCUCUGUUAUCUACCAUCUCUACAGCAACCCACACGCUCUUAAUCGUCUUCGCGAAGAACUUGAUGAGUUUGUUAAGGCAGGGGAGCUAUCAGAUCCUGUGGGUUUCCAACAAACACAGAAGAUGCCAUACUUGCAGGCUGUCACCAAAGAAGCCCUGCGGCUUCAUCCGGGUGUGGGCACGCAGCUCACGCGUGUCGUGCCCAAGGGAGGUGUUGUCAUUGAAGGCCAAUUCUUUCCAGAGGGGGCGGAGGUGGGCGUAAACGGAUGGGCUUUAUACUACAACCAAGACGUCUUCGGAGAUGACGCAGCCAAGUUCCGGCCAGAGCGAUGGCUACAACCCGGCGAAGACGUUAGAAUCGCAGCAUCUUUUGCGUUCGGCGCCGGUCCCCGAUCAUGCCUUGGCAAGAACGUUAGCAUCCUAGAGAUGUCUAAAGCCAUUCCGCAGAUUGUGAAAAACUUUGAUAUUGAGAUUCAAUAUGAGUCGUGGAAACAUGAGAGCUGGUUUUUUGUCAAGCCAGAGUUCAAGGCACAAAUUAAGUUGAGGGUUCGUUAG